AUGUCUCAUAGGAAGCGUGUUUAUCCCCAGCAGCAGCACAGUUAUGGGCAAGGCGCGGGAGCGGCCAAUUCGCCCGUUAUGGUGCCCAAUUUCCCAUCACAAGUUGAGACGCCUGUGACAAACCAACAGCCUCAAUUCUUGACUCCAGCACAGCAGCAAUUGCAACAGCAACUGCAUCAACAGGUGGAUUACGCUUCGCAAGCGAUGUCGGGCAUGCAGCUCCACAAUGUGCCGGUUAUGGACCCUAAUUUGGCGCAAACUGCAGGCAUGGGUGUUCCACAACAAGGCGGAGGGGACUUCAACUCGCCAAACAUGGCCGGUACAGCUGCAAUGUACGGUCCACAGGCAGGCAUGGGCUAUGGGCAGCAGCAGCAGCCGGUCUCUGUGGGCAGGCCCAUGAACCAGCUGUAUCCAAUUGACCUCUUGACGGAGUUGCCCCCUCCCGUGUCGGAUCUAGAAUUGCCUCCCCCACCUCUCAUGGUGCCCUCUGAAAAGUUUGUGGUUCCCGUGGAGACCGCUAAUGCACCUCCCGACUUUGUUCGCUCGACUUUGAACGCAGUGCCCAAAACGAACUCGCUGUUGAAGAAGAGUAAGCUUCCCUUUGGUUUGGUGAUAAGGCCCUACUUAAAUCUCCAGGACUCUAACUGCAAAGUUCCCCUCAACACCGACGGGCUUGUGGUCAGAUGUCGUCGUUGUCGUUCUUACAUCAAUCCCUUUGUCAGUUUUGUCGACGGUGGCCGCAGAUGGAGAUGUAACUUCUGCAACCUUGCCAACGACGUUCCAAUGGCGUUUGAUGCUUCCCAGCAAGGUUUGCCCGUCAACAGAUACGAAAGAAACGAAAUGCAACAUGCCGUUGUCGAAUAUCUGGCGCCAAAAGAAUACGCGGCUAGACAACCUCCACCUUCUUCUUAUGCCUUUGUCCUCGACGUCUCGCAAAGCGCCAUCAAAAACGGCUUGUUGGCGGCUGCUGCCAGAACACUGCUUGAGACUUUGGACUCUAUACCAAACCAUGAUCAGAGAACUAGAAUCACAAUUCUGGCUGUUGACAGCUCAAUUCAUUAUUUCGCCAUUCCUUUGGAUGAAGAUGGCGAUCAAAUAAAGAUGAUGGAUGUGGUGGACUUGGACGAACCAUUCUUGCCAAUGCCGAACUCCAUGUAUGUCUCGUUGCAAGACUGCAGAUCCAACAUCGAAAAACUCUUGAAUCAAUUGCCAGAAAUUUUCCAGUACAAUAUCAUGUCCAAAAUGGCGCUAGGGCCCGCUUUAAAAGCAGCUUUCAACCUUAUCAAAGGCGUUGGUGGCAAAAUUAUAGUAGUUGCUUCCACUAUGCCUAAUUUGGGUAUCGGAAAGUUGCAGAAGAGAAAUGAAGCGGGCGUGGCUAAUACACCAAAAGAGGCAUCUCAAUUACUUAACUGUCAGGACGCUUUCUACAAGAACUUUACGAUCGACUGUAACAAAAGCCAGGUUACAAUCGACAUGUUUUUGGCGACUGAAGAAUAUAUUGACGUCGCAUCUUUGUCCAAUCUUGCCCGUUUCACCGCUGGACAAACCCACUUCUAUCCCGGCUGGUCGGCUUCUAAGCUCACAGACGUUAUGAAAUUCACAAAAGAAUUUUCCAAACAUCUCACCAUGGAUUUGUCUAUGGAAGCUGUCAUGAGAGCUCGUGGGUCUUCAGGUUUGAGAAUGACAAGGUUUUACGGCCACUUUUUCAAUAGAUCAUCUGAUCUGUGCGCUUUCCCCACUUUCCCAAGAGAUCAAUCCUAUGUGUUUGAGAUCAGUAUAGAUGAACAGCUGGUUCGUGAUUUCGCGUACUUGCAAAUUGCCGUUUUGCUGUCUUUGAAUACAGGACAGCGUAGAAUUAGGGUCAUUACUUUGGCCAUCCCAACGACAGACUCUUUGGCAGAAACCUAUGCAUCUGCUGACCAGCUGGCCAUGACGGCAUUUUUCUCCCAAAAGGCGGUCGAAAAGGCUUACUCUAACCUGGAAGACGCUCGUGAAUACUUGAAUAGAUCUGUUCAAGAAAUUCUGGCCACAUACAAGAAGGAAAUUGUGGUGUCAAAUACUGCAGGAGGUGCCCCACUAAGACUGAGCGCCAAUCUCAGAAUGUUCCCACUCUUGAUGCACUCUUUGACUAAGCAUAUGGCAUUCCGGGCCGGUCUUGUUCCAAGCGACCACCGCGCUGCGUCUCUCAACUUUUUGGAGUCUAGUCCCCUUCCUUACCUGAUCAAAAACAUCUAUGCCAAGGUUUACUCUUUGCAUGAUAUGCCUGACGACGCUGGCCUGCCCAACGAGCUAGGAGAGACGGUGCUGCCAGAUCGCAUCAAUGCGACAUCAUCGCUACUCGAGCGCUACGGAUUAUAUCUCAUCGACAACAGUACAGAACUAUUUUUGUGGGUUGGCGGUGAUGCUGUCAACGAAUUGACAAUGGAUGUUUUUGGAACUCCGGACAUUUUGGAGAUCCCAAUCGGCAAGCAAGAAUUGCCACUUUUGGAGAAUUCCGAGUUCAACAGCAGAGUGAGAAAUAUCAUUUCCAAGCUCAGAGAGCAUGACGAUGUCAUCACAUACCAGCCCCUAUACAUUGUACGUGGUGCGUCUCUGAGCGAGCCUGUCAACCAUCCUUCGGCUAGAGAGGUGGCCACUUUAAGAUUGUGGGCUACAAGCACUUUGGUUGAGGACAAAAUUCUAAAUAGCCAAUCUUACCGCGAAUUCUUGCAAAACAUGAAGACAAGAAUCAGCAAAUAA
Lachancea meyersii CBS 8951 is the source of this 2739-nucleotide messenger RNA. The record is from the annotation of a GenBank genome assembly. NCBI's taxonomy places the organism in Eukaryota, Fungi, Ascomycota, Saccharomycetes, Saccharomycetales, Saccharomycetaceae.